Saprolegnia diclina VS20 is the source of this 1493-nucleotide messenger RNA. RefSeq lists its product as hypothetical. The record is from RefSeq and is a predicted model, not a curated record. Lineage: Eukaryota; Oomycota; Saprolegniomycetes; Saprolegniales; Saprolegniaceae. The transcript has a single exon. Bases 9 to 1466 code for a protein of 485 amino acids.
GUCGGCCCAUGGACGAGGUCGAGGCUGCGCUGGCCGCCAACUUUGCCUACGUGCGCGCGCUCGAGGCGUAUGUGCAGAAAUGCGACGCGAAGGAGGCCGAGAUCCACGACCGGUUGCGGGCGAUCCGCGCGCGGAAGCGCGAGCGCCACGACGUGGUGCUGGCGGACAAGGUCGCGGCCGCGACCGCCAACCGCGUCACGUACACCGAGGUGCACCUCGCGAUGCAGCCGCCGCCGCAAACCUUGGCACGCGGUACGAAGAAGCGGCUCCUUGGCGCAUACCGCGAGAAGCGGUCGGCGUUCUUCCAAGUGCCCUGCGCCCGGGUCCACGGCGGUAGCGUGAGCCUGUACUACACCAACCCGGACGUGCAAAACCUAACGAUCAUCCAGCAGCGGUACCCGGACCCGAAAAUGCUCUUGUUUCGCAAGUGGAAACCAUCCGAGGUGAGUGGCCUCAAUAAGGCAAUCGUCGCGCUCGACGCCGACGACGGCACCAUCGACUGGGACCGCGUGCGCGCCAAGGCCGGGCUGGCCGACCGCACACCGCGCGCGUGCCAGCUGCGACACUCGAUUCUACAAGAAGAGAUACUCGAGAAGGCGUCUGCGUGGACACCGCGCGAAGACGAAGCACUCUCCCGGCUGGUCGUCGCCGCGAGCCACGACUGGCAAGCGAUUGCCCUCGCCCUCCAUACCGAGCAUGGCUUUCCACGGCGUCUUCCCGUGUCGUGCCUCAUUCGGUACCAAACGAUCUGCAACAACGAGCUCUUUCCGAGCGUAUGGACGGAAGAGGAAGACGACCUGCUGCGCGCGGUCAUGACGACGAUGGCCGGGAACGAGACCAACAUUUGGCGCCUCGUGGCCGAGAAGCUCGCGAUCGGGCACACGCCCGACCAGUGUGGGUACCGGUGGCGCAACUCGCUCUGCCCGACCGUCACGACCGGCCACUUUUCGGUCGAGGAAGACCGGCGACUGCUGCUCGCCAUGUACGUCAUGGCUGCAGCUCCCGACGGCACUCUGACAAGCCGCGCGACUCUCGACUGGAACAAGAUCAAAGAUCUUAUGCCUGGUCGCACCAACGUCAUGUGCAGCCAGCGCUUCCGCGACUCGCUCAACCCGUUCAAAAAGUACGACCAUUUCACCGAAGCCGACGACACGGUGAUCGCCGAGGGCAUUCGGCUCCAUGGCACCAACGCCUGGUCGGAGAUUGCUGCCAUGCUGCCCGGGCGGUACCCCGAUCAGAUUCGGAAGCGCUGGCGCGCGAUCCAGUGGCGGUUCGAUGUGGUGGAAGACGACGCACCGACUGCGCGGGUGCGCGGGAAGAAGACUGCGUCGUCGGUUGGCAAGACGCUUCGCCGCACGACGCGCGUCGCAGGCCCCCCGACCAAGCGAAAGAAGAAACACAUCACCCCCACCACCCCCGGGGAGACCACCACCGACGACCUGCCCGAGGGCGUGUUCCUUAUUUAACUUUGAACAGCAGACUCCUACUGACGA